Gordionus sp. m RMFG-2023 is the source of this 1387-nucleotide messenger RNA. RefSeq names its product adhesive plaque matrix protein-like. The transcript is spliced from 2 exons. Lineage: Eukaryota; Metazoa; Nematomorpha; Gordioida; Chordodea; Parachordodidae. The coding region runs from base 154 to 1200 and encodes 348 amino acids. The record is from RefSeq and is a predicted model, not a curated record.
ACAACUUUUGAUUAUCAAUAUAAGCCUUCAAAAAAAAUAUAAAUAAAAUACUUAAUAGAUAAAAUUUUAUUUUUUAUAGCUUUAAAAUUUUUGCCAAUUGUAAUAAUCCACGAAUCGCUAAAAUAAUAAAGGAUAUUAAUAAAUAUUUGAAAUAUGCCUGCUGCACUAGUUUAUUAUCGCCCUACAACCAGUACUACCAUCGAGAAAGAAGAAAUAUAUCGUCCCCUAACAACCUAUGACUCUUCCUCUUAUAUAAGCAUUCAUCCAUUGAGACAUCAUUAUCCUAAAUCAUAUUUAGGUUAUAAACCUUGGACAUUUGAAAUAAAAUUUAAACCUAUUUACACACCUAGUUCAUAUGUGGUGAGUCCUAAGCUAAAUGAAUAUGCUCCUACACAUAAAGUUCUUAGUUAUGGUGGAUCGAAACUUAGUUCCGACAUUAUUCCUUAUAUAACGCCGAGCUCCUUACUAAGUAGUGUUAGAACCAGUUCACAUUUGGAUCACAAAAUAAAUGAUUAUUUUAAUUAUUAUCCUCGCUCUAUAAUCUAUAGCUAUUAUUAUCCCUACAGUAGCUAUAUUAGUCGCUAUUCUCCUUAUAGUCGGUAUCUCAGUAGCAAUUAUACGUAUCCUAGAUAUGGGUACAGUAGUCCCUACUCUUAUUCUUCAUCGUACACCUAUCCAAGAUCGACUCUGAUUCCUUACACAACUUAUACCUCCAGUUAUUACCAUUACUACCCUUCCUCUUCAUAUUCGUCUCCUUGUAUCAGCACCUCUUCUUAUCCAUACACAACUUCUAGAAAUUAUUUGAACAGUUAUUACGAUUAUUACCCUUACACUAGCAACUAUCUUUCCAAAUAUUAUACAACUUCACCGUAUGCGACAAGCAGAUAUCUUAAUUCUUACUACUAUCCUUCUAUUGCUUCCAGCUCUUAUUAUCCUUCAUCUUAUUUAUCUAGUUAUCCAAGCUCUCUAUCUCGUUCUCAAUCAACUUAUUAUGAUGACUACUAUUAUUAUAGGGCUCUUAGUCAUAACUUUAAUCCUUCAUCGGUCAAUUUAUCCUACAGUGCAUACCCUGAUAAAUACAGCUCCUAUUAUAAUAGCUAUCCACAAACAAGUUAUUAUUAUGCGUCGACAGCGUAUGACUACACUUUUCCCUAUUCAUCUUUGAGGAAAUCAUUAAGAUCUUCACCUUAUUUAUAUUAAAUAAGGUUUUAAAUUAUAAAACAUUAUUAUGCUUUUAAAUAGAAUCGCGACGAAUUCAUUUUAUUUAUUUAUUAUUAUAUAGAUCUUAUAAAAUUAUAGCGUUAAUAAUAGAAUUUAUUGUUAAAAUUUGGCGAUAACAAUAGUUGCUUUCUAAGCUUAAUAAACAUUUGUUGCAGAAUUUACUAAA